CCCGAACAGAAGUGACCCUAUCUGUCAAUGAAUUGAGGUGGAAACCGUCAAACGUCUUGUCGUCCUGGCACUGGCCUCGAACUACGGCUUGCAUCGCAUGAAAUGUAAGAGUGAGUAGCUUCAUCAUUUUCAGCCUUCGAUCUCCCUUGGUCACCAAAUAAAUCCAGUUCCUCUAUUUCGUACUGGCCGUGUCUUCGUGUUCUUGUUACUUCACGACUUCACAAUGCAUCCCUCAUGGAGAGGUUGUUCGACACCUCGGCUCCUGACCAUUGGUGUUCUCUUCGUGAUUACAGUCAUCCUGCUUUCCUUCCACGGCCCAUCGAGAGAAUAUGUGACGCACACUCUUUAUUCGGGAUCCGAUUCCUGCACCGCAACAUUAGCGACUCACGUGCAGCUGCUGAGAUCUGAGUAUUCUGCCAUGCUGUUAGGUGUCGAGUACGUAGCUAUGAUAGGCUACCCAAAUCAUAGCAACAAAGGAGAUUCAGCAAUAUGGGUUGGGGAAUUGAUUCUUCUCGAAGACCUGGGAAUACAGUCCGUGUAUGCUUCUGCCAACAGCAACGACUACGACAAGACGAAACUUCGGGAAAUCCUAGAAGCGCAUGGGGGACCUGAAAACACCGCAAUCAUGUUUCAUGGAGGUGGUAACUUCGGUGACAUCUGGCCGGGGCCGCAAAGAGAUCGUGAGACUGUGGCUGCAGAUUUCCCAGAUUACAGAAUUCGUUCCUUUCCGCAAACCUACAGGUUCUACAAUCAAGACCAGCUUGAGCGCGCUCAGAAAGCUUUCAGUCAACAUCCUGAUCUCCAACUCACCGCAAGGGACACAAAAUCCUACAUGAGUCUCCAAAAGGAUUUCGGCCAAAAUCACAAAGUCUCACUGCUUCCGGAUGCUGCUACUAUGCUAACGACGCGCCCUAUCUCCGGUGGCCGAAGUCCGAAGGAAGGCAUCCUAUUUCUAGCGAGAUACGAUAAGGAGGGUGAACAAGACCACUACAAAGACAAAGCAAUUAUUGAGGAACUACGACAUAUUUCCGAUCAGGAUGGAAAUAUUCUCGAUAUCGAUGUCACUCUUCAGGACUGGAUUAAACUUGACCCUGAAGGAUUGCGUGGUGCAAGCUACAAUGACCAGGCCUGGCUUCGGGUAAACUGGACCUACAACUUCCUGAAUCAGUACGAGCUGGUCAUGAGUGACAGGUUACAUGUGCAUAUCCUAAGUACAGUCUGGGGUAUUGAUCAUAUCACAGUCGAAGAAGGCUCAUAUGGUAAAUUGAGAAGCUACCAUGAAACAUGGCUAUCCGGGUGUGGAAGUAUAGUGGCUAUGACGCAGAGUGUCAGAGAGGGAGUCGACUCCGCAAAAGCGUGGUACCGAAAUGGUAGAUCUUUCUGAUGGAAGUUUAGACCAGCGUUCGCCAAUCCACGAGGAGGAUCCCUUCUAUAACGUGCUGGAAUAUUCAUAUAGAUAUUGCUCAAUAUUUUCCAAUCAUUACCCACAAUACUCGUCCCCUUAAGAACGGCUCCACUGAAAAGGACCUGUAAGUAGUUAGCGACUUUAGAGUCGCUGGAGAGGACCAUGGGAACAUGUUUGCUGUGUGUAAAUAGUCAAUCCAACAGUGG
Molecule: messenger RNA, 1611 nt
Organism: Exophiala xenobiotica
Lineage: Eukaryota; Fungi; Ascomycota; Eurotiomycetes; Chaetothyriales; Herpotrichiellaceae
Exons: 2
Coding region: 224-1384 (386 amino acids)
Source: RefSeq, a predicted model, not a curated record